CAAGCUUGUUCCAGUGUCUAAUUUGUCACAUUGUGAGUGAGCCGUCAUGAGGACACUGCCACUGCUGGGGGUGACGGCCUUGUGUCUUUGUGCGUUUGUCACCGCUGACACGCAAGACAAGUCGUCUCUCGAGGAGGACGGGGUUGUCCAGCUGAAGAAGGGAAAUUUCAACAGAGCGCUGAGAAAACAUAAGCAGCUCCUGGUGCACUUCUAUGCUCCUCUGUCUGGAGAGGGCCAGCGAGUCUCCGCAGCAUUCGAAGGUGCUGCUGCAAAGCUUCAGGGGUCAGAGGUCAAAAUGGCGGCGGUUGAUGUGACAAAGGAGAAGGACCUGGUUAAAGAGCUCAAUGUAACGGACCUCCCCACAAUCAGGCUGUACCUCUCUGGAGAUAAACACAGCCAUGUGGACUGUCCUGUUCCCCAGAGUUCGGCCUCCAUCUUGACCUGGCUGAAGAGGAGGGCGGGAUCUGCUGCUGACAUCAUCACUGAUCUUUGGCAGUUAGAGGCCUCAGAGGACCUGACAGUGGUUGGAUUCUUUAAGGAGCUGAACCACGAAUACGUCCAGCUGUUUUAUGCUGCAGCGCUCGACCUUCCUGACGUUAGCUUCGCUGUGACACAGGACAAUGAAGUUAUCAGCAAAUAUGGUCUCGCGCAUGAUGUCGUACUGCUGAUCAAAAAGUCAAAGCUCAUCCAGGCUUACAAAAUGAUGCCUCAGACAUCCAAAGAGGAGCUGAUCAUUUUUAUCACCGUCUACCAGAUGGACCCAGUCACCGAGUACACUGGAAAGACAGCCAGACAGAUUUUAACAGCGCCCGUGUUAAACCACGCCCUCCUGUUUGUCAACAGGAGCUCUGCUGACUUUGAAGAGAUCCACUCUGCUUUCAGCAGCGCUGCAGAAUCCUUCAGGUUGAAGGUUUUGUUCGUGUGGGUGAACGUGGACGAGCCCCGUAAUGGUAGGCUGAUGGAGUACUUCCGGGUCCGGGAUUUCGAGGCUCCUCUCAUCCGACUGGUCAACCUGACAGACCAUGUGACCUAUCACCUGCCCUCUGACACUCUGGAUGACGAGACCAUAAGAAAUUUCUGCCAGUCCUACCUAGAAGGCAAGGCUAAGCCGAAAAUGCAGAGUGAGCCGAUACCUGAGGGAUGGGACCAGCAGCCAGUGAAGGAGCUGGUGGGAAUGACGCUGGAGAAAGUCGCCUUUAACCCCAACAAGACUGUUUUUGUUCUCUUCUACCUUCCCUACAGCCAGAAGUCCAGCGCUCUGUUUCCACUGUGGGCGGAGUUAGCCGAGGCCCUGAUGGACCGAGAGGACGUGGUGGUCGCUCGCAUCGACGCCUCAGCCAACGACAUCAACAUGUCAAUGCAGGGCUCCUACCCGUCACUCUGCCUGUUCCCUGCUCUGUAUGCUGAAAGAGUGGUGGUUUACUCCGGUAAGAGAAAUCUGAAGGACCUGAUUAAGUUUCUAGAUAUGGAGGUGGAGAAAGCCAAAAAGCACAGAGUAAAGGAGGAUGAAGACAGGAGGAAGUACAUCGAGGCCAUAAAAACUGAAGAGGCAAAAAAAGCCAAUGAAGCCAAAGAGGAGCUUUAAUUCAAAAAGAUUAAAGGGUGUGUGUGUAUAUGUGUGUGUAUAUGUGUGUGUGUGUGUCAUACCUUUUAGUCAGUACUCUCUAAACAUGGAUCUGGUUUUGUCUAGUCUAGUCAUAAGCUCUCUGUCCAAUCAAAUCCAGUAAAGUUUUCAGUUAAAAAAAGUCUCUCGGUGGAAAGACUUUGUAUUUAUUUAACCUCAGCGGGUUUCUGUUGUGGUCAUGAUGGUCAUUACAGUUCAAAACUGAAGCAGACUUGAUGUAAACUUCAACUAUGGCAAAAAGAUCCUUCAUGUAGAAUUAAUGAUGCAUAGUACAGAGCCUGACCGACACAUCAGCAUGGUCGACAUUAUUGGACAAUCACAGCACGUAUAAGGUUUUAAUAUUUUGAUUGCUAAUAUUUCAAGCAAAUAAGAAACUAAUUGCAGUACAGAAAUACCAAAGAUAUGUUUGAGAUCAUUUGGAAAAAGUUUCUCCAGCACACUUAUUGUCCACCAGGCAGCACUAACUGUAAGUUGUCCUGUUCAGUAUAUACCUUAGUCACCUUUAAAGGAUAAAAAAUUAAGUUUGUUUAUUAUCUUCCUUCCUUGAUGACAAUCUGUAUUUUUGUUGUCGAUAAAUCAGUCCAUGAUGGUUUCUGACUUCACCACUGGGGUGAGCUGUGGUCCUUCAGGUCCCAGUUCCAGCUUGGACUCACACCAAUACUGGCCUCCAUCAUCUUCUACACUGGUGUUAAUGUACAGACUGAAGGCGAGUAAGUGUUGUCUGUUCUCUGUGGAAGGUCACAACGAGGUUUUCAACAGGACCAGCGUUCUGGACUGUCCGCUGCAGAGUGGGCUGGUGACCCUCAAACAUCAGCCUGGUGUGAUUAACAAAGCCGAUGGACACAUUAGACGCAAAGAGACAAGACACAUGGAGAGACAGACACAUAAAGAGAACAAACCUCUCAUCAAAGACAUCAAAUAAACAAAAAACAAUGCUGUGACUCAUUUACUUUUGCACUCUUUUGUAGUCUUAUUGUAAAUGAUGAAAGCAUCGCUAGCAGCAGGAUCUUCUAAUGUA
Molecule: messenger RNA, 2642 nt
Organism: Scatophagus argus
Lineage: Eukaryota; Metazoa; Chordata; Actinopteri; Scatophagidae
Exons: 11
Coding region: 47-1585 (512 amino acids)
Biological process (GO): protein folding; response to endoplasmic reticulum stress
Cellular component (GO): endoplasmic reticulum
Source: RefSeq, a predicted model, not a curated record